GGCUGCUUCUGUAACUCGAGAAAAAGGAUCCUCCUCCACUCUCCAGUGAGCAGGCUGCAUGAUGUGAUGAGGACGCUUCCUGAAAGUCUGCUCCUCAAACAAUCUGCCGGCAGGAUAUGAGUAUUUUGAGCCCUGUGACCGAUAACAAAUCAACCCUUGUGGGAGGUCCAGAAGAAUACUCCAGUGCCAUGCAGUCAGAGGAGUUAUUCAGCAGGAAACUCAAGGCCUUGAAUGGAAGUAUGGGCCCACCGGCUUCAAGUAUGCAGGUGAAAUCUGAUGGUGCUGGCAAAGCAAAUGGUACUCCAGCCAUGCCUAAAAUGGGUGUCAGGGCCAGGGUGACAGAAUGGCCACCGAGGAAAGAUGGAUGGGAUGGACGGCCUUCACCGAACUACCAGAGCGUGAUCCCAGUUUUUCAGAAUGGACAGCAGGAACAUAUUGUGGAAUUGCUGGAGCCAGGAGAAGAGGUCUGUGUGGAGGUGGACUACAAUGACAAAUACACACUGAGUGACCUUCUCAGCCAUUCCCCGCUGAAGGGUCUUCAUCCUAUCCGUCAACGCAGCAACAGCGAUGUCACCAUAAGUGACAUUGACUCCGAGGAUAUAAUGGACCAGAACGCUGUCAAUCCAAACACAGGCGCUUCUCUGCACCGAGAAUAUGGCAGCACAUCCUCCAUCGACCGCCAGGGGCUUACGGGAGAUGGUUUCUUCACCAUGCUGAGAGGCUACAGAGUGGAGAACUUGGACCAUCGUAGCAUUCCACCUCUGGGUUUUCCAGAGCUGUUGCGCUGUGAUGCAUCCUUGUCUCCAAGCUUGCAGACAGCAGCACAAAUUGCCAGGGGUGAGAUAGUCCACAUUCCAGGUUAUGACUACAUAGACAGUUCUGUAUUCUACAGUCGGGAGCAGGAAAAAUCAUUUAUGAGGCGUCUUAAAUCGGAGUCAACCGAAACUUCUUUGUUUAGGAAACUAAGGACCAUUAAGAGCGAGAGCGAUGCCUUGCGGCUCUCCAUGGAGGACGACCGGCGACCGCUGAGCUUUCAGAAAUGUUUUGCGCACUACGAUGUACAGAGUGUGCUUUUCAACAUCAGCGAAGCAGUCGCAAGCCGGGCUAACUUGAGCCAGAGAAAGAAUACUACCACUGGAGCUUCAGCUGCCUCAGCUGGAAUUGGGCCUGGGGUUGGUGGAGUACUGGGAGGUGGUAUAGGGCCUGGAUCUGUGGUAGAUGUUGGAGCAGCAGGUUGUAGCAGUGGAAAUACUCCCUUGUUUGAGUCUCCGCUUGGAAGCAGAGAGGACCUGAACCCCAAGGAGAACCUGGAUGCAGAUGAGGGGGACGGAAAGAGCAACAACUUGGUGCUGAGCUGUUCGCACUUUCGUAAUGAGAUCGGUGGUGAGGGUGAGAGGAAGAUCUCCCUCUCCAGAGCCAACAGUGCCAACUACAGUGGCAUAUCCGAGAGCUGCUCUUUUGAGUCCUCUCUAAGUUCCCACUGUACGAAUGCAGGAGUUUCUGUACUGGAGGUGCCUCGAGAAAGCCAGCCAAUCCACAGGGAGAAGGUCAAACGCUACAUCAUUGAGCACAUUGAUCUUGGAGCGUACUACUACCACAAGUACUUCUAUGGAAAAGAGCACCAAAACUAUUUUGGCGUGGAUGAAAAUCUGGGUCCCGUGGCGGUGAGCAUCCGCAGGGAGAAGCUGGACGAGGGGAAAGAGAAAGAGGGAAUGCAGUACAACUAUCGGAUCACCUUCAGAACCAGUCAGUUAACCGCGCUUCGUGGAGCCAUUCUGGAGGAUGCCAUUCCAUCCACAGCGAGACACGGAAUGGCUCGUGGGCUGCCGCUGAAGGAGGUGCUGGAAUACGUCAUCCCCGAGCUGAACAUCCAGUGUCUGAGGCUGGCCAUCAACUCUCCCAAAGUCCCAGAGCAGCUCCUCAAAGUGGACGAACAAGGGCUGAGCUUCCAGCACAAAGUGGGGGUGCUCUACUGUAAGGCGGGCCAAAGCACGGAGGAGGAAAUGUACAACAACGAAAGUGGCGGACCGGCGCUCGAGGAGUUCUUGGAUCUGCUCGGUCAGAGGGUGCGGCUCAAAGGCUUCACCAAAUACCGAGCUCAGCUGGACAACAAAACCGACUCUACAGGAACACACUCCCUUUAUACCACCUACAAGGACUACGAGCUGAUGUUUCAUGUGUCCACCAUGCUCCCCUACACACCCAACAACCGGCAGCAGUUAUUGCGAAAGAGGCACAUUGGCAAUGACAUCGUCACCAUAGUAUUCCAGGAGCCCGGGGCCCUUCCUUUCACCCCAAAAAACAUUCGCUCUCAUUUCCAGCAUGUGUUUGUCAUCGUCAAAGUCCACAACCCGUGCACUGAUAACGUCUGCUACAGCGUGGCUUUAUCCAGAUCGAAGGACGUCCCUCCAUUUGGACCCCCUAUUCCCAAGUCUGUAACCUUCCCAAAGUCUGCAGUUUUCAGGGACUUCCUGCUCGCCAAGGUCAUCAACGGCGAGAACGCUGCUCACAAGUCGGAGAAGUUCAGAGCCAUGGCGACUCGUACGCGGCAGGAGUACCUGAAGGACCUCGCCGAGAACUUUGUGAGCACGGCUACCAUAGACUCGACCGUUAAGUUCAGCUUCAUUACGCUCGGAGCCAAGAAGAAGGAGAAGGUGAAGCCCCGGAAGGACGCCCACCUGUUAAGUGUGGGGGCCAUCACCUGGAGCGUCUGCGCCCGAGACUUCAGUCAGUCCAUGGAUGUAGACUGCUUGCUCGGCAUAUCCAACGAGUUCAUUGUGCUCAUCGAAGAGGAGUCCAAAAACGUGGUGUUCAACUGCUCGUGUCGCGAUGUCAUCGGCUGGACCUCGGGGAUUAUGAGCAUUAAGGUCUUUUACGAGCGUGGGGAGUGCGUCAUGCUGUCUGCUCAUGACAACUGCGGAGAAGACAUCCGAGAGAUGGUGCAAAGACUGGAGAUCGCCACCAGAGGUUGUGAGACGACAGAGAUGACGCUGCGCCGGAACAGCCUCGGACAGCUUGGCUUCCACGUCAACUUUGAGGGCAUCGUGGCCGACGUGGAGCCCUUCGGCUUUGCCUGGAAGGCGGGGCUGAGACAGGGCAGCCGGCUGGUGGAGAUCUGCAAGGUGGCUGUGGCCACUCUCACCCACGAGCAGAUGAUCGACCUGCUGCGGACAUCUGCCACCGUCAAAGUGGUCAUCAUCCAGCCUUACGAAGACGGCACUCCUCGACGAGGCUGCUCCGAGCUUCACCGGAUACCAAUGGUGGAGUAUAAAGUGGACAGUGAGGGUACGCCCUGCGAGUACAAGACGCCCUUCAGGAGAAACACGACCUGGCAUCGGGUGCCCACAGCUGCCGGAGCGCCUCUGUCCCGAGGCUCGCCCACUCAGGGCCCCGACCGCCUGCAGUGUCAGCAGAUCCUCCAGCAGCACCAGGCAGCCAUCCCACGAAGCACCUCCUUUGACAGAAAGCUGCCAGAUGGCUCCAGGAUGAUGCAGGACCUGGAGAACCCUCAGGUCACCAUAUGUAACAAGGGAGACCAGCACUACCGCAGCUCGCCCAGUAACCAGUCGUCCUCCAGUGAUCCAGGACCGUGUGGCAGCAGCAGCUGGUCCCAGCAGCCUGGAUAUGAUGGGUGUCCAUCCCCGAUCCUUCAUGAGCAGCCGGGGGACAUCCAGGGAGGGGACGGAGACAUCCGCAGGGAGAGAGAGCCCACUCUGGAAAGAACAAGAUCUGCAGAGGCGAAGUGGCACAUCCCGUCCACCAAGAUCCUGAACCCUGUGAAACAGAGAGACGGAGGGAAAGACUCGCCCAACAAGCUGUCCCGGAUGGGCGAUAAAAACUCGAGCCACUCGAGUAGCAACACCCUCUCGAGCAACGCCUCCAGCAACAGCGACGAUAAGCACUUUGGCUCCGGGGACCUGAUGGACCCGGAGAUGCUGGGCCUCACCUACAUCAAGGGGGCAUCCACAGACAGCGGCAUAGACACGAAUCCCUGCGUGCCCCCCGGGGCGCGGGUGUUGCUGCAGGGCAGGGCGGGGGAGCAGGGACACCCCUGGGUUUCGGAGCACCACGAGGACGGAAUGACGGAGGACGAUCACAGGAAGCUGUACCUGCAGCAAGGCUUCCCCUCGGCCAUCUUGUCGAGUCACGUGACUGAAGGCAGCAUCGGAGACCUGAGCGAGAUCUCUUCUCACUCGAGUGGCUCGCACCACUCUGGCAGUCCCCUGGCCCGCGGUGCCAGGUACUGCGUGUCCGCCGACUCCUCCAAGGUGUACACCAUACCCCAGACCAGCAGCUCAGGGCCGGAGCUGGGGCCCGGGCCCAGCUCGGAGUCCUGCGGACAGACACAAACACAGUCCUGUUGCAAAUUCCCCGUGGGCGCGAAGACGGCCGAUGGUGGCGAUGAUGGCCACGGCACUGAGGGACCUCCCAACAUUUCAGAGUGUGGAGGAGCGGAGAGCUUGUUAGCCUUCCUUCUCAAUAUGCUGUCCGAGCGUUCCAGGCAGCUGUAUGCUCAAGAGGCAGCCUGCCGGCUCCAGGCUGCUGAUCGAGAUGGAAAGUCACUGCAGCGACUUUCAAAAGAAGAAUUUUGUAAGAUGAUGCUGCCGGACAGCCCCCCAAGAGAAGAAAAGAACCGGAAGGUGUUAGCAGCAGGCAGUUUGUCACCGAGACGCUCGCUGUACCGGACGUUGUCGGACGAGAGCGUGUGCAGCAACCGUAAAGCCUCAUCAUACGGCAGCUCACACAGCUCCAUGCUGGACCAAGCCAUGCCCAACGACAUCCUGUUCAGCACCACACCACCUUACCACAGCACGCUGCCUCCUCGCAUGGUCCACAACCAGGGAGCGUCCAACCUGCGGAGUGAGUUUUGGUUCUCUGACGGCUCCUUGGCGGACAGGUCCAAGUUCAGCGACCCGGGCCUCAUGCCCCUCCCAGACACUGCCUCGGACCUGGACUGGUCCCACCUGGUUGACGCAGCACGAGCCUUUGAAGUCAUCAGCAGUUCUCCGUCCACACUGACCGGUAAAGUCAACCAGCUGGAGGUGAUCCUCAGGCAGCUGCAGCACGACCUCAGAAAGGAGAAGGAGGACAAGGCGAUGCUGCAGGAGGAGGUGCAGCACCUGAGGCAGGACAACAUGCGGCUGCAGGAGGAGAGCCAGACGGCCGCGGCUCAGCUCAGGAAGUUCACCGAGUGGUUCUUUCACUCCAUCGACAAGAAGCCCUGAGUCCAAGGGCGGAGCACGCUCGACUCCCGUUUCGGAGCUCCUCGUGAUCUAAACGUAAACGAUGUUCAGAUGAAACUUUUACCGAGAGUAUUAAAGACUGUUGUGCACUGUGUGAGAGCCCCGAGCCCCGAUCUGGACCGCAGCUUUGGCAUCCUCCCCCACCAGAAGCUGAAGGCCUCUCCGUCGAGCCAAACGGGGCUCCUGGGGAAACCUCGUUUUAUGCGCUGGACAGAAAUCGAGAAAGACAUCCCUCUCAGGGGGGGUCCUCCUGGAUCUCCUUACAGUAGUGGAAUGUAAAAAAACUCCUUCACUGUAGUCAACAUUUAAUCUACCUACGAACACGUCGGUCUACUGUACUGUACUCAGCUGU
Molecule: messenger RNA, 5595 nt
Organism: Nematolebias whitei (Rio pearlfish)
Lineage: Eukaryota; Metazoa; Chordata; Actinopteri; Cyprinodontiformes; Rivulidae
Product: signal-induced proliferation-associated 1-like protein 2
Exons: 21
Coding region: 117-5225 (1702 amino acids)
Biological process (GO): regulation of small GTPase mediated signal transduction; activation of GTPase activity
Cellular component (GO): cytoplasm
Molecular function (GO): GTPase activator activity; protein binding
Source: RefSeq, a predicted model, not a curated record